UUCGGCAAGAAAUGGCGUCUGUGUUUUUUUAUAUUUAAAUAAUAUAUCGCAACGAUUCAAUGAAAUUAGGCAGGUUUUGAGUAAGUCUGAUUUCUUAGUUUCCGAUUGUUCUGAAUACACGAGUGAUGCAUUUUGAAAAAUUUCCUGCACCCAUCUGGAAAUUCUCUCGUGAACGAGAUAUGGCAAUGCUGAUACUUCACGGAACUGUCUGAUUGGUGAGUAUCUCAAUACAGUCCAAUUACGCCUCGCGGCAUAAUAUCGCGUGCCAGAAAAUGUGUAAUUACGAUUUAUCGGAACGUCUGACUUUUCAUUCGCGUUCACUUUUACAAAAUUGGUCAAUAAAUUUACGUGGCUAGAUCGUACGCGAGAUGCGAGGCUUUAAUCGACUAUCGCGUAAUUUAGAUAAUUUUCAAAAUUAAUUAUCACAAAUUGAUGUCGAAACAUGUCAAAACGUCAAUUGAAUUAGCCUCGAAAGUUAUUCGAUUACAGCACACGUGAUACGUGGCGAACUUCACUCCGAUGAUCAAUUAUCAAAAUAAUUAUGAAAACCACCGAGACUCGUGUCCAUUUAUCGCCUAAAACUACAGUAUAGAAAUAGGGAAUUAGUUGAAUAUUAAAAAAAAAAAAACGAAAAUGCCUGAAUCUUCCUAUUCUCGUAAUUCCCCCAGGUCGGUCAUACUGUCCAGGAUGGACGUCCUAAGUUACAAUCACAUUGUGGACCUGGACUCGAAAUUCGACGAUGAGGUGCAACCUAACCCCUUCAUAGACGCAGCUGGUGAAGUGGAUGAAGUGGACGAAGUGGAUAAAGUGGACGACAUAGACGUGAUCGACGAAUCAGGAGACAAGAAAAUAUCAAAACCCUUUCGAAGAAGUCUCUUUCCAAACGUCCCACCCUAUAUAUCCUUUCAGUCGCACGACAGCCAGGGUCAGAGUAAUCUACCCUUCGAGAUCCGGCGACAUCUAAAGUGGCGACUGAGCUCAAUAACGCCGUUGCUGGUGCGACGUACUCUCACAAAUUCUGGUUUCCGGUUGUUCAAGAAGGCCUCCGAUUGGUCAGGAGUCUGGGGCAAGCAUAUGAAAUCGACGUGCUUCAAAAUAAUCAAAGAGUACCAGAAGGUGAAUCACUUCCCAGGAACCUUCCAGAUUGGUCGCAAGGAUCGCUUGUGGCGCAAUCUAAGUAGAUUAAUGGCGCGUCACGGUAGACGUGAAUUUGGUUUUGUCCCAAGGACCUACGUCUUGCCCCAGGACCUCAGAUGCUUCCGACAGGUCUGGGAGAGAACCGCAGGUCGAGAGAAAUGGAUAGUGAAGCCCCCAGCAUCCUCACGUGGUACAGGAAUAAGAGUGGUACAUCGCUGGAGCCAAAUACCUAAGAAGCGGCCAGUGGUGGUUCAGCAAUAUCUGUCCAAGCCAAGACUGAUAUCCGGAGCGAAGUUUGACCUGCGUCUCUACGUCCUCGUGACGAGCUUCAAUCCUCUCAGGAUUUACAUCUAUCCAGAAGGUUUGGUUAGGUUCGCUUCGGUGAAGUACGUGGACGAUAUAAACUUCCUGAGCGAUAGGUUCAUGCACUUAACCAAUUACAGUAUCAACAAGACCAGUGCUAAUUAUACGAACAACGAUUCGGCAGACUCCUGCACGGGACACAAGUGGACCCUGAAUACGCUCUGGAGUUACCUGGAGCGUGAGAACGUCGACGUGCCCCGUUUAUGGAGCUCCAUGAAGGACAUCGUAAUCAAGACAAUGAUAUCAGGAGAAUCAUCGAUCAACAGCCUGACCAGGGCAAACACGAGUAAUAAAUACUGUUGCUACGAACUCUUCGGCGUCGACAUUCUUCUGGAUGAGAACCUGAAGCCCUGGCUCCUCGAGGUGAACAUAUCACCAUCUUUACAAGCAUCGUCGGCCUUGGAUAUCGCAGUCAAGGGUCCUCUAAUUCAGAACGUGUUCAACAUGGCAGGAUACCAGCUGCCAAGUUGCAUUUCAGCGACCGAUGCCGAAUCACUGUCCAAGAAGUACAGAGUCGACUCUGUCGUUCAGGACCUCAGACUGUACAAGACUGGCUUGAGCUACCAGGAAAGGCACAAGCAAUCUCUGUUUGCUCAUUUGACAAAUAGAAACGAAUAUCUCAAUGAUAUUUUAGAGGACCUUACUCCCGACGAUGUUCGUCAACUUGUUCUAUUCGAGGAUGAGCUCAGUCAGGUUGAUCGAUUCGAGACGAUCUUUCCUACCAGCGAAAGCCACGAGUACUUCAGGUACUUUGACGUGCCUAGAUAUUACAAUAUGUUGCUGGAUGCCUGGAAAUAUAAAAAUGGUAACGAUAGGGACAAAGGCAUCGCCAGGCUUCGGCAAUUGUGCAAGGUCAAUUAUCAUCUUGAGCAACAGGCUACUUUUUAGCACGACACUGCCUCGGAUUGUCACUGCCAUUUUUGAUCAGUUAAAAACGUGUACAAAUCUCGUGUGAUAGACGUCACGGUGAUCCUUUUCUUUCUUUAUUAUUAAUUUUUUUUUGUUUUCGAGAAAUACUGUUGUACUUUUAGACUGCCACGUGAUGAGCUACUUCGUUUGUGCCUUCGCGAUUCGUGAAUAAUAUUUUUCAUGUAACAAUACAAAUUUGGAUUAAUAAAAAGAAAAUGUUGUUUUU
Molecule: messenger RNA, 2635 nt
Organism: Cephus cinctus (wheat stem sawfly)
Lineage: Eukaryota; Metazoa; Arthropoda; Insecta; Hymenoptera; Cephidae
Product: tubulin polyglutamylase TTLL4
Exons: 4
Coding region: 634-2388 (584 amino acids)
Biological process (GO): microtubule cytoskeleton organization; protein polyglutamylation
Cellular component (GO): cilium
Molecular function (GO): tubulin-glutamic acid ligase activity; tubulin binding
Source: RefSeq, a predicted model, not a curated record